Molecule: messenger RNA, 426 nt
Organism: Notodromas monacha
Lineage: Eukaryota; Metazoa; Arthropoda; Ostracoda; Podocopida; Cyprididae
Source: the annotation of a GenBank genome assembly
AUGUGCGGCACGAAGCCCGGUCUGAUAAUGACUGAGGACAUCAACGAAUGCAUACUCAUUCCUUCCCUGUGUCCCAACGGGGAAUGCAUCAACACUCAAGGGUCCUAUACAUGCAGCUGCUACGAGGGAUUCAAGUACAAUGCUCAGUCCAACGCCUGCGAUGUCAGGGCCCGAGCUGACGUGAAGAUUAAAAGUUUGUGUGAAUUGCUGACAGAUGAGAACGAGUGCCUGGAUCCUUUGAAGAACGCCUGUGACGAGGUGGCGAAGUGCGAGAAUAUGCCGGGAGGUUUCAGGUGCAAUUGUCCCGGGGGCUACAAGCUCUCUCGAUCCGGGAUGAUGUGCGAUGAUAUUGACGAGUGCCUGGUGCACUCCGGGAUUUGCGAGAAUGGAAGAUGCCAGAACUCCGCGGGGGCGAAGUUGACAUAA